GUCUAUAUAAGUGACCAAAACAUGAUAAUGUUAUUUCAUUAGAAAAUAAGCGCGACCGCAAACAACUUUGUUCAUUCUUCCAUGUGUUUCUAAAGAGUGCACAACUCGAACAUGGAAGUUGUUAUGCACGAAGCCAGCACCGUAAAUGAUGAAAACAAUAGUAGUGAAAGUGGUGUUAAAUACAACGGUGGCAGUGUAGAAAAACCAGUGAUCUUACCGCAAUAUGAAGGAACUGAAAGAAGUACUUUCACGAAAUUGGAGCAGACCAUCGACAUUCAGUUUGAAAAUAUUUGCUACACAGCAUCCCUUGGAUUUCGAAAAGGUACAAAACAAAUUCUUCAUGACAUCAAUGGAAGGUUUCCUCCUGGCCAGUUGAUAGCUAUUAUGGGACCUUCAGGCGCUGGUAAAAGUACCCUACUGGAUAUCCUUAGUGGUUACAGAAUCCGAAGAGUAUCCGGCACAGUUCGCACGAACGGUGUUCCCCGAAAUUUAAAAACCUUCAGAAAGUCGUCUUGUUAUAUCCAGCAAGAUGACCGAUUACAACCUUUGUUAACGACCUCCGAGAAUAUGCAAAUAGCAGCGGACCUAAAACUUCCACCUGAAAUUAACAAGACUGAAAAAAAUAAAACUAUUAAUGAAAUUCUCAAGUUGUUAAGCCUCGACAAAACGGCAAGAACUAAAGCCUCAGGGCUCUCAGGAGGUCAAAGGAAAAGGCUCUCGAUUGCGCUAGAACUUGUAAAUAAUCCCACCGUGAUGUUCCUAGAUGAACCUACAACAGGAUUAGACAGUUCUUCCUGCUCACAAUGCAUCAAAUUACUGAAAGACUUAACACUGGAGGGCAGAACAAUAGUAUGCACCAUCCAUCAACCGUCCGCUUCACUUUUCCAGUUAUUUGAUCAAGUUUACGUUUUGGCUGCGGGCAGGUGUUUAUAUCAAGGCAGCACAAAAAAUCUGGUACCCUUCUUAGAAGAUGUAAAACACCCAUGUCCGGCAUACCAUAAUCCCGCAGACUUUGUUAUCGAAAUUGCUUGCGAAGAGUAUGGGUCCGAGGUUAUAGAUGAAAUGGUUAAGGCAGCCGAUAAUGGAAAAAGUUUAACAUAUUUCAACAAGGAUGUGUAUCCCGCGUUGAAUCGUUACUUAGGUGGAAAUGCUACCACCGAGGAAAAUCAAGAGGAUUUAAACGACGAAACCGGUCUACAAGCCACAAGCUCAAUGAACCAACUCAAAGUAUUACUAAGACGAGGAUAUAUCAAAACAAAACGAGACCAGACUCUAACAUACAUGCGUCUCGGAGUAAACGCAAUCGUUGGUCUUAUGUUGGGAACUUUGUAUUGGGGAGCGGGAAAUGACGGUACCAAAGUCCUAGACAACUAUAACCUGUUAUUUUCAAUAUUGAUGCACCAUAUGAUGUCGACCAUGAUGCUUACCAUCCUCACAUUUCCUAACGAGAUGUCCAUUUUGAUAAAAGAACACUUUAACCGAUGGUAUUCAUUGAAGAUGUACUACCUUUCGGUCACGCUGAUAGACAUUCCUAUUUCGGUGGUAUGUUGUUUUAUUUUCUCCGUAAUAAUUUAUUAUACGACUGGUCAGCCUUUGGAAGAAGAUCGGUUUACGAUGUUCUUUAUCAUUAGCAUGUUGGUUGUUUUUGUGGCCCAGAGUUUCGGAUUAAUGGUCGGCGCCGUGUUCAAUGUUAUUAAUGGCACAUUCCUGGGUCCGACGUUAUCAGUACCGAUGAUGAUGUUUGCUGGUUUUGGGGUAACUUUAAAUGAUCUACCGCCUUAUCUCUACUGGGGGAGCUAUAUAUCUUAUCUCCGAUACGGAUUGGAAGGAAUUGUUGACGCCAUCUACGGGAUGGACAGACCAACUAUUUAUUGUCCUGAAGAUCAGUAUUGCCAUUAUAAAUAUCCGAAGAAGUUUCUCCAGGAUGUUGCCAUGAAGGCAGGCCAGUUUGGCAAUGACGUUAUAGCUCUUCUUAUUACUCUAUUCUUUUUGCGAAUUGUAGCGUAUGUACUUCUAAGAUACAAACUUAUGGCUGUCCGUUAAUGAUUAAUUUAUUUAUUUUGAUCAAUGCAAUGUAUCUUAAUUGAUAGAACGUAAGGCUGUGUUAUUUUAUUUUUAUAUUUAUUGUUCUAUGUUAAGUUAUUUUUAUACUUUGUUUUUUAACUUGUUGACUGUAAAUUGUAAUGAAACAACAUGUGUAACAAUAUUUGUGUGUAACUUGACAACUAAAAAAGAACUUGUUCGUCUGCUCUGUAAAAUUUGUACAAAUAUUAGAACAUAUUAAAGCUUUAAUAAACA
Molecule: messenger RNA, 2298 nt
Organism: Zophobas morio
Lineage: Eukaryota; Metazoa; Arthropoda; Insecta; Coleoptera; Tenebrionidae
Product: ATP-binding cassette sub-family G member 1
Exons: 9
Coding region: 112-2043 (643 amino acids)
Biological process (GO): transmembrane transport
Cellular component (GO): membrane
Molecular function (GO): ATP binding; ABC-type transporter activity; ATP hydrolysis activity
Source: RefSeq, a predicted model, not a curated record